This is a messenger RNA of Capsicum annuum, 3580 nucleotides long. RefSeq lists its product as uncharacterized. Lineage: Eukaryota; Viridiplantae; Streptophyta; Magnoliopsida; Solanales; Solanaceae. The record is from RefSeq and is a predicted model, not a curated record. Gene Ontology annotation, molecular function: protein binding. The transcript has 8 exons. Bases 411 to 2633 code for a protein of 740 amino acids.
AUCUCGUUUCUCGGGCCAUCCGUAAACACGAAUAUCAAGAAUAUUUUUUUUCCUUUUUCCCUUUUCUUUUUCCUUCCUCAUAAUUAUUCUUUAUUCUUUAUUUUCCAAAAAAUAAAUAAAUAAUGUUUCCUAAUUUUAGAUCCUUCUUCUUCCAUUAAUUACACCUUUGUUAAAUUUUAUUUAUUUUAAUGGUCAGUACUUUCUUUCUUCUUUGUUCAGAGAGGAACAAGAGAGAGGAAGUGUGUUGUGUUCUGUUGUGUUGUAUUGUCUCUCUCUGUGUUACAUAUUUUUUCCUUCAAAAUUUCACAAAAACAAGGCGGACCCAUGUAUAACUAUGAAGGAUGGAUUAUUUAACACAUUUUCUAAGGGCUUAAAAAGAUGAUUUCUUGAUGGGCUGAACUCAAGGUAUCAUGGGUAGCUUAAGUGAUGAUGAAGGAGAAUGUCGAUUUUUCGAUGCCCCGGAUAGUAUUUCACAGGUCUCUGAUUUGGGUUUUAACUGUAGUCCGAUGCGCGAAUCUAGCUCUGGAAUUGACAAUGGUGUUAGCUAUGAUGAGUGGAUUAAGACUCCUAGAAGUGUUGGCGAGCGUCGUAGGCAAUUCCGUUGUUGGAUGGGGUUAAGUUUAGAUGGAAUGUCUGGAGAAGAUUCAGUAGAUAUAUGUGGAAGCUCUAAUUUAUGUACUGGUGAGAUUGAAAGGAUUACGGAGAGAAGUGGAGCCGUAUUGCGGUCCUCCAUUUUUGAGGAUGAAUUUUUGUCUUACCAGUCUGGUUUGUGUGUGGAAGCUUUGGAUUCACCUAAACAAUUGGGUUCAAAUGAAAGUUUCGUGUGUAGGGGUGGCAAUGCUGAUAGUGGAAUUGGGUGCAAUGUACAUGUUCAGGCAGAGAAUGGACAGCGAAGUAACGGAGCUAUCAGAUUGGAACGAUUGAAAAUGUCUCGAGAGCCUGAGAGCUCUCCAUGUGUGUCCCCUGUGAUUGGGAAACUCGAACAUGGAGAACUGGAUAAAAAUGGAGACACUCCAAAGAAACUAAAUGGAGUUAAAAAUCGGUUAUUAAGUAGGCUACGGUCAUUUACGUGCAUGGCAAAUGCCGAAGGGAGAUGUUGUCAUGAUUCGAUGGAUAACAGUUCCAUCCCUAUUCAGAGGUCUAGAAUUCAGAGGGUUAAAGUUCACCAUCAUAAGAAGCAGUUAAAGGAACUCUCUGCUCUUUUCAUGGGGCAGGAUAUCCAGGCUCAUGAGGGUUCAAUUUUAACUAUGAAAUUCAGUUUUGAUGGACAGUACCUAGCGAGUGCUGGUGAAGAUAAGAUUGUGCGGGUGUGGCAAGUGAUUGAAGAUGAGAGAUCCAAUGAAGUUGAUAUUCCAGAGUUGGAUCCUUCAUGUAUGUAUUUCACGGUUAAUCAUCUUUCUCAAUUGGCUCCUCUGGGGACGGAGAAAGAGAAAAGUAGUUUUAAGUUGAAGGGCCUUAAGAAAACAAGAGAUUCUGCCUGUGUUGUUUUACCUCCCAAGGUCUUUCGAAUUCUGGAAGAACCACUGCAUGUGUUCCAAGGGCAUACUGGAGAGAUAUUGGAUCUCUCGUGGUCAAAAAAUAAUCAGUGUUUGCUGUCAUCAUCAACUGACAAAACUGUUCGUCUGUGGCAAGUUGGACAUGAUCUGUGCCUCGGAGUUUUUUCACAUAGUAAUUAUGUGACUUGCGUACAGUUUAACCCAGUGAACGAUGAAUACUUCAUCAGUGGAUCAAUCGAUGGGAAAGUUCGAAUUUGGGCCGUUAAUAGCUGUCAAGUAUUGGAUUGGUCGGACAUCAGAGACAUAGUGACUGCUGUUUCCUAUCGUCCUGAUGGAAAGGGUGGGAUUAUUGGUUCUAUGGCAGGCAGUUGCCGUUUUUUCAGUUUAGAAGGUCAUGAGAUCCAAUUAGAGGAGCAGAUGUGCUUGGCCAAUAAAAAGAAGUCCUUUUGCAAAAGGAUUACGGGCUUUCAGUUUUUUCCACAAGACCCAUCUAAAGUAAUGGUUACUUGUGCCGACUCUCAUGUCAGAAUCCUAGAUGGUAUCCAUGUGAUCGGCAAGUACAAAGGUUUAACUUCUUGUGAUUUACUGCUGCUCUGCUCUCCAGGCCAACGAACUGCAGGAAACCAUCUCUGUGCCACUUUCACCUCAGAUGGGAAGCAUAUUAUCUCUGCGUCUGAAGAUUCUAAUGUCUAUGUUUGGAACUGCGAAAUUCCCAAAGAUUAUGUCUCACAACCUAAAGUGGUGAGGUCAUCUGAGUUCUUCUCCAGUGAUUCCUCCAUCGCAAUACCAUGGUCCGGCUUGAAAACUGUAAAUACAGAUAACGGACGGCAUUCUAGAGGACUAAGUCAAACUUCAAAUAACAUAUUACCUUUCAUUUCGUCUCCUUAUCUUUCUUUGGGCAGUGAGUUGUUCCUUGAGGCAAUUCCAAGAGGAUCAGCAACCUGGCCUGAAGAGAAGCUUCCCGUGUCAAGUCCUAGGUCAGUGUCUUCUGGGAUGUGCAAAUCUGAAUACAAGUUUCUGAAAGGUUCUUGCCAGAGUUCAUCUAAUUCUCAUGCCUGGGGUUUAGUUAUUGUCACUGCUGGCUAUGAUGGGCGAAUAAGGUCAUUUCAUAAUUAUGGAUUGCCUUUGCCACUUUGAGUAGUACUACUAUACAGGGUUUUCUAGAAUCGAAAGUUCUCUCUUUUUUCGGAGCCUCCUGUUGGAUAAUUUAUGUUGUGGCCGUCCUGCUUGAGAACACUUCCUUUUUCAAGGGAAAGAUAUUCAACAGUUGAUGUUGCAAGUGAAAUUUUACUGGCCCCUCUAGGUAUUUACAUGUCCAGAGAUAGAUGGGUGUGUGCCGUGCUCUUGCCACCAAUUGGUAAAUAUCCUCUGGUUUAUCUAUCUUGGCUUUGUUCUGGAGAGCAAUCCUGUAAUUCGAACUGAUUGGAGAUGGAUAUUUGCUGCUAAUGGUGGGAUUAUACUUGCACAAGUAGAGACCGUUUUAUAUAAAUGUAUCCGGUGUUACUGCGCGACCAUUGCUGUUCUACUGGGAAAAAGCUGGUGGUUGAUGGUCAGAAUGAACAUUUUAUCUGCCAUUUGGUCACUGAAGGCGCGAUUGACCACAUACAUGACACUAGUGAGAAAGGCUAUGUGGGCAGCUUCUUGGUGCAUUGUGUUUUUAGCUGCGGAAUUGUACAUGAAUCUGAGUUACUAUACUUAAAGGCAAGUGCUCGCUGUGCUUUUGGAAUAGCAAGUGCCAAGCGCUUUGCUUUUUCUGGUAAAAAUGGGAACUGCAGGGGUAUGCCAGUGACAAUGGAUUACACUAACAUAUAGAUGUCAUUUCCAUUUUAUAGAUUUAAAAGAUAGAUUUAGUAGUUUCUAUCUCAAAAAAAGAAGAAAGAACAAAAAAAGGUAGAUUUAGUUGUGUCUCGUGUUGAUGAUGAAUCAACGCUUAUGAAAUUUGACACAUUACGUCAAUUAUUAGUGGUGUACAGUAGUAGUUAGCGUAUAUGCUUUGUAUAUGCAUUGAGUUACUAAAGCGCUCUCUUACAAAGUAAAAAUUACACCAACUGAACCUUGUUGAGGUUCAUCAAUUUUUGUAUCCA